ACUGCGCGAGCAUUGGCGCGAGACGAAGAACCGUCGGCCAAGCAAUCCAAUCCAAUCCACCGUCAGGACAGUGGCCCGCAACCGUUUGUCGACGUUUGACUGUCAAAGGUUUUGACAAGAUACUGGUGCAGACAUGUGUAGUUUCAACGCAAACACUGCGAGAAACUGCUGCCAUUUAUUGAUACUUAAUCCUGCCUGAAGAAUGGAGAAUGACACGGAUGCUAGGGAGCGCCUCUUUCACAAUGCAAUCCGUGAAAUACUGAUUCACUUUUUAUUUUUUCUUAUCCUCUACGUUUUUGCGUACCUUUUGAUUUCGAAGUUUAAGAAGAAGAAAGAGUACUACUUUGCUGAGGAUGAUGAAGAUGCCAUUGUGUACCGAAUAUCCCUCUGGAUGUGCUGCUUCAGUCUUGCGGUGUCCCUGGGGGCAGCGCUGCUUCUGCCUGUGUCCAUUAUCAGCAACGAGGUGCUGCUGCUCUACCCGUCUAGCUUCUACAUGCAGUGGCUCAACAGUUCACUCAUCCACGGACUCUGGAACGAGAUCUUUCUUUUCUCCAAUAUCUCCAUCUUCAUUCUGCUGCCAUUUGCGUACCUGUUUACGGAGUCUGAGGGGCUCCCAGGUUCUCGAAAGGGGCUGAUCUCGCGCCUUUAUGAGACGUUCCUUGUGCUCACCCUGGGGGCUGCCCUGCUCUUUGGCAUGACCUUCCUGCUGUCAGCCAUCUUGGACUAUGGCCGGUCCAGCAUCCACUCUUUCUUUGCCCUGUGGAGUGGAUACCUGCCUUUCUUGUAUUCGUGCCUGUCAUGCUUUGGAGUUGUGCUGUUGCUCAUUUGCACGCCAGUGGGAUUUGCUCGUCUCUUUACGGUGCUUGGAGAGCUGGUGAUCAAGCCCAAGUUCCUGCGGGACAUUCAGGAUGAAUACCAUUGCGCCGUGAUGGAAGAGGAAAACCUGCGUCGCAGGGCCUACAUCACAAGCCACGAGUUGGAGAUCCACUACUCUGUGCCUGGUCACAGAAAUGGAACAAAUGGCUGUGCCGCUUCUGUGUUUCAACGAAAACUGUCGCAGCUCGGCAAGAUGCGCAGAGAACUAGCUCUGCAGCAGCUGGCAUCCCCUUGGAGGAGGAACCUGGGCUACCCUUUGGCCAUGCUGGCUCUGCUGAGCCUCACGAUCAUCUCUCUGCUGAUGGUAAUCCACAACACGCUGCAGCUCCUGAUUGGCAUCAAAGCUCUGCCAGUCUCUCCUCAGGUUGAGCAAUUCUCAUUGGGUAUCAGCUCACUUUCAGCUUUGGGUGUCGUCGGCUCAUCGUUGGAGAUUGUGCUCAUCCUCUACCUGUGGUUGGCAUCUGUGGUGGGCUUUUUCACCCUGCCUGUGUUCUGUCGGCUGCGACCCAAGCCAUCAUCAGCCACGCUGACACAGAUCAUCGGCAACUGUGCAGUCCUACUAGUGCUCAGCUCUGCACUGCCCGUCCUGGCAAGAACUCUGGGCAUCACCAACUUUGACCUGUUGGGCGACUUUGGCCGCAUUGAGUGGCUGGCCAGCUUUCCACUGGUGCUCACCUACAACGUGGUGUUUGUGGCUGCGGCUGCCACCAGCCUGGCCACCAAGGUGACAGCGACAGUGCGCACUGAGCUGCUGGGACGCCUUGCAGCCUGGGGCACGGCCACCCCUUGGUUGGUACCAAAGGAGGACUGACAUUGCACUAAUUAUUUAUUAAUAGUUCCUAAUUUUUUUAGCUUUAACAGUGGCAUUACUUAUGUUGCUUUAGUUAAGUAUUGUGGAUGCAUAUAUUGCACUGACCACCUGACCUUUGUCUUGCUACCCUGUGUACAAGCCCAUGUUUAUGUUUACCUAUCUUCAGGCCUGUUCAUUAUUUUUCUUACCCCUGUGUAUUUUCUUUUUGUAAAUAAUGAUCACUAAACUGGUAUGAACAACUCGGACAAUUGCAGUGGGCUGAUCACCUAGUCACAGCUUUUCAGGUCAUGUGUUAACAUGCUGCAGUGAGCAAGAAAUGCCUCGUGGCACUGGUGCGAUACUAAGACAUACCCUAUGGCGUUCACAUGGAUUUGUGUAUUCAAAGCAUUAGCUUUGCACUGCAGGCCCCAACACUCGGGGGAGAGCAUUGGUUCAAAUACCUGCUGCCCAGCUGGUACUAUGGCUUUUUUGAAAGAUUUGUGUGGGAGAAUAUUUCUUGUACAGAUGUGCCACCUGCAAAUAAGCUGUUCAGCUGAACAUGGCUUAGUGCCCUUUACAGGGGACAUGCAUCACCGUAACAUUGCCUUCUCAAUUAUGAACUUACAAUUGUCGUAUUUUCCUAUGUGUAAGUGACGUUGUGUCUCAUCCCCCAUGCAGGCACUCGUUUUGGUGAGAGAAGGUGGCAUAAAAAUUGUACCUCUGUAUAAGAUGCAUGUCUUUAUUUGCUCAGCAUGGUGAAACCUGACCACACAAUUUUAUGUUCCAUGCAUGAAAUAUUUUAGUGUUUUAGCCAUCAUGAUCUUUAGUGUAGUGUGCGAUACACAAUCUGCCACAAGAGACAUGCUCACAUGUGCAGUUGUAAUCUUGCCUACCUGCAGGUGAAUAUUGUAAUUCUUUUCCAUUUUUGGCAUGCUCAAUUAACCUGUAAGCCAUCUCCACACACUGCGCAAUACUAAUGUGUCAGUGGGAGUGCUGGGUAUGUGUGGCUCGCCUGCCUUCAACUGCUGGCAUGUUCGUGCUCACAUAGAGGUGGCAUUUCACAGUGCAUGCAGCUUAAUGACACGAUUUGUUGCAUUACUGCCUGUUUUGCCCGCAAUAAAUCGGAAGGAGCUUAAUUUGCGGUAAUGCUUGACAAGAAUGUACAAUUUGUGUGAACAAAACAAUGACCGCUAUUUCUCACUGUAAUGGCAAAAUAAGGCACACUGUGUUUUGCCCUGACACUACCAGAUGGUGCCACUCUUUCAGUGCAGCAAAAUAAGCAAGGUGUUUGCUGCACAUUAUUUUCCACCUAGAGAACACGCACAAAAAUGCAGAAACAUCUACAGUCACAAGGGCAGCUCUUCCAACUGAUCUACUUAGGGUGUAUACCCAUGAAUAAUUAGACAUAGGGAAGAAGGUGGAUCACAACUCAUCACAUCACAUCACUUUAUUUUCCUUAAAGACCCCGUUUGGGGUGUUACAUAAGGGGUGGUGUUUACAAGAUGCAGGCGUUUACAGAAGUAGAAAUUGUGGAUGGACAGGUUAUGGCAGCGAUAUGGUGGGGAAGGCCGUUCCAGUCAGUUGCCGUUCGUGAAAAAAGUGAGUUUAUGAAACUGUUGAUUAGUAAAAACUUAGAGCGCUAAAUACACGAAAGACGUAGAAAAAGAAACACACACCACACGAGCGCUCUGAGUUUUUAUUAAUAUGCGUUACCAACUAGCCCACCUAACUAUCCUUUUACAGCUGUUGAGACAACCAGUUUAAUGUGAAAGAAGCUCAUUUCAGACUUAUUACAGCAGAAGCAAUAUACAGCAUAAACUGCUUUUAGCGUAAGUCGCCAGAGUCAUGAAUAUGCACGUAAGCAGUACUGCACUAUAACCAAAACAUUUUUCAAAGGCUGAACACAUGCAAAACAUGUAGACCAAGCAGCCAAAUGUAUGUGAGAAUCGAAGCAUGCGACCAGGAUGUUUGCAUUCGUUUAAAUUGACAAACAUUGAAACAUUAAUGUGCAAGGACCGGUGGUCUUCGCAUGAAGCAUACAAAGUAAAUCAGAAAAAAGAAAGUUGUGCAGAUCCCAUGCACUGUGAGAGCCUAUGUUAUACGAAGCAUUUUGCAGGUACCUGGCUAUCCAAUGUGAAAAAGUGAGAACAGAUUGCGAAGUCGUCAGCAGUGUCUGUUAAAAUGACGAUGGCAUUUGUACCUUGGUGAAGAAAUGUUAGAACCUGAUUAACUUGGGUGAUCAUGAAGUUUCUACAAUGUCUGACAGUUCCUAUGUAGCAUAAGCUGCUAGGAAUGGGCUGUGUGUUGAAAUGCAAAGAACAUUGUAGCUGCGCAAAAGUUGUAUCGAAGUCUCGGGACCUUCGUUUCGGUCACUUGAAGCGCAUAUGUUUCGAGAAUGUUACCACCUUCGUCAAAUAUUUUCUUCUUGCAUGGUGCUAUAGGUGUUAGCACCAAGCGGACCAUAAAGUGAAAUGCUUAGCUAAUGGGAUACAAAGGUACAGUGCAAUAAGAUGGUUCACAACCCAUAAUUGUAUUAAACAUACUUGAUUCAUGCUAUCAGAGGCCUCACCGCAAAUUUAUUGGCCAUGUACUGGCCGCUAUGCCUGUGUUGUUAAGCCACAAAAAUAAAAUGUUUAGUGUGUAAAAGCAAACGGAAAGAAGUGAGUUGCAUGGGCAUGCUUGUGCUGAUAUAGACUGAUAGGCAUGAAGGCACUCGCACUGGAAGCCUGAUUGGUUCGAUAAGGUGCCCAUAGGUCAGUGUUGGCCGCGUUUAGUAAUUGGGCGUCGGCGAUGCCAAUAAGAGGAUUCAGUAUAGCAGUAUGCAGUGUAUAGCGGUAUGUGAAUGCCAAAGGGCUCGAGCAGCUUCUGGGAGCCACAUUAAUGUUUCUCUCACUUAGUUCUCUCACACACUUACUCUGAGGAUACUGUAAAUAAAUAAAUAAAUAAAUAAAUAAAUAAAUAAAUAAACUGCAUCCAUGGGGGAACAGCGCACUUGUAAAUUCACAAAAUAGUUAAUAAUGCUCAAAAACAUGUUUGUUGACGAAACAUUUUUAUGCAAAUUGCGAUAAGAAUUGUUGCAAGAACGUCUACAAUAUGCAAAACAAUUUAUUUAUUUAUUUAUUUAUUUAUUGAAGAUACCUUACACGCCCCUUGACGGCAUUGAGUAAGGGGGUAAAAAGUGCGAACUAACUUGUCAGUGUACAAACAUACGGCUCAAACUUGCAAUUUAACACAAAGAAAUGGAGAGGAAUCGAUGAUAAUGUGGUAUGACGGCAAAUAUAUGGUUGGGCAGGAAAAAAGAUAACAUGAAAAAAAAAAUAUUGACUGGCAUUAUACAUAUGGCAAAACUGCACACAAGAACAAUAAAGUAUACCAAUCACAAUGACAACAGUAAAAAGAAAAGAAACUAAACCAAAGAUAGGCAGCCAAAAUGCGGAUUCUAGGUGCAGGAACAAUUGGCAGUGUUUAAAAGACGCACAAUGGUAGGGCAUGAUAAAAACGCAGGAACUAAUCACGUGCACAGUAAAAACAUUUAUCAAUAUAAAAAGUGCAGUUGGGCACAAAGUGAGAUACUGAAAGAAAAUUAACAGAAAAACAUGUGCAGUGGUACAAAAAAUGGCGGAUGUCCUUUGUCUUAAAGCUCUAAAAAUAACAAAUAAAUAAAUACAUGGGCGGGAUGCAGGACAUGGCACAGGAAGUAAAACAAAAUUGUAAAAGCUAGUAAGUUUUCAUUGCGAAAAGAAAGACUGCAGAAGUUGACAGAAACUAUCGUGGUCUGGUUCGGAUGCAAUGUUGCCUUGAAGACCAUUCCACAAACGUAUGGUGCGAGGAAGAGCAGAUGAGUUGAAGGCAUGAGUUGACCCAUAUAAUCGUGUGAAAAGUGAUUAUGCAACUGACUUGAUGUAAUGGAAGGAGCAUCAAGGUGAAGUGGGAAUGGUCUGUUGCUGAAUGCGUGUUUGUGAAAAAGGCAUGAAAGAGCAAUUUCAUGACGAGCACUAAGGAGUUCAAGUGAAAGAUUGAGCUUAAUUUGCGUUAUGCUUUUAUGGUUGUCAUAAUUGCUUGAAAUGAAACAAGCGGCCCUAUUCUGAACCGCUUCAAGCAUGUUAAUUAAAUAAUUGUGGCAGGGAGACCAAAUAGAUACAGCGAAUUCAAGCUGUGGGUAAACAAAGGUCUGAUAAGCUAGUUGAUGAACGUGAGUGGGACAGUUAUGUAAAUUUUGACGUAAAUAUCCUAAAGAUUUUGAAGCUUUUGCGCAUAUGGUGGUAAUAUGAGUAGACCAGUAGAGGCUGGAUAUGAAAUGAAUACCAAGGUACUUAUAAGGUGAUGCCUGCGACAGUUGGUAAUUGUUAAUGGUGUAGCAAUAGAUGGAAAUGUUUUGUUUGCGUGUGAAGGAGAUUAUUUUGCAUUUUUCUGUAUUCAGCGACAUGAUCCAUUUUUUACACCAGUUGUUAAUGCGGUAAAGGCAGAUUUGCAGCCUUAAGUGGUCGUCAGCACAGGUUAUUGGACAAUAUAUGAUGCAAUCAUCAGUGAAGAUUCGCAUGCAGGAAGAAAUGUUUUCUAGCAAGUCGUUUAUGUAGAUUAAAAACAAUAGGGGGCCAAGGACGCACCCCUGUGGUACGCCCGAAGUUAUUACCUAUAGCCAUACAUGAAUGGAGUGGCAGGUCCACUAUUGCACCGUCAUCACAUGGUCCCUGCUGGCACCUGGUGUGUAGAAAUCCCUCUAAUGUGUAGUCUGAACAUGGCUUGGAAAAAAACAAAAAACAGUUGCAUGCGCCUUAGCAUUCAACUGUAAUUUUGGUUUGUGUCUGGCCAUUCUAGUUAUUUAUUUCUGCGAUAAGUGGUAGGUGGGAACGGGAAUUUUGCAUGAAAUAUCGGUCUUGCACCUUUAUGUGUUCAUACACCAAAAAAACAUGGGGAAGGCAGGAGAUGGAAAUUCAAGAUGAUGAACAAAACGAGAACAAGGUGAAAGCAGGAGCCAGUGUUUCGACUAGUGGACUUGUCUUCUUCAAGGCCUUGAAGAAAAGUCCACUUGUUUAAAAAUUGGCUCCUGCUUUCACCUUGUUCUCGUUUUGCUCAUCAUACGCGAAGAGUUUCUCUCCCUUUAAAUGUCCCCUGCCAUGACGGGGCCCAAAGUACAGUUCCGAGUUAUCCGUUAGUUCAAAUUAUAGGAGUUGAAAUUAUAGGGACUUCAGUGUACAUUUUAAACACUAGAAAAUGGAAGACUGCAGUUCUUUUGCAUACUCUGAAGUCAGUUCUAUGACAGCUGUGAGGCAGUUAUUAAAAAUGGCAGGAGUUAAUCCAAAAAUGAAGGACUAAUCUACAAAUUGUGGCCCUUAGCUUACUGAGCUGCUCCAUGGAGUGUUAUGUUGAAUUCCAAUGGCGGAGUCGGAGCAGCCGACGGACUCCGCGAGCGAGCACUUAUACUGGCACAGAGCAACGCCUCCAGAUCCACGAGUGGAACACAACCUGCGCCGCCGGAGCAAGGCGGAAGCGGAAGUUCUAUCACCGAGUUACCCAGGAUACCUUGCGUGUUGUUAUUUUCUUCCGCUGUUUGCUCCCAGCACCGCCGCACUGGUCACUUGUCUCUUCAGUGCCGUUCACCUGUUUUUUUAAAAGUGCGUAAUGGAUAUCUCGCCAAGCGUGCAGCAGCUUUUGCUUCCUCGCGAGACAAACGUGGUAAAGAAAAUACGUCACGCAGAGUUCCAGUCCCCUCCGCCGAUUUUGGCGGAGCAUCUUUUUCUGCUCCACGGAGUGACUCCCGCUCUGAAUCCCCUCCGACUCUCUCAUUGGAACAUCUUGCUCCCGCCCUCACUCUGCCAUUGGAACAAACUUGCUCCGAAAUGAGCAGAAAAACUUGCCCUGACUCCGCCAUUGGAAUUCAACAUUAGUCUCAAUAUAGCUGCCCAAAAUUUGAACUCUGCCGCUCCAAAAAUGUCCUUUUCCACCCGUUUAACCUGCAGCAAAUUUGAGAUGUCCUGCUCCCAAUUAAAGAUUUUCCUGCUCCAGAAGUUGCGCCAAAAGCUGUUCUCGCAAUCCCACCCUGUACAUAAUGCCACCUAUCUUGAGAUUAUGGGUGAACUUGUGAACAUAACAAACCACUGCAAGUCUUGUGGUUCUUGUAGUUGCUCUUUUGCUUGUUGCUUGUGUCUUUUAAAAGUGAAGGUGUUUCAGCUAUUUCAAGGCUUUUUGACAUAAAAUAUUUCUUGGUCAUUUUUAACUGAGAAGGCUCCCCGAAGCACUGUUCUAACAGUUGAACCAUAUUUAGAAACCACAGCAAGGGCUCUCAUUUACACAUAAACUUCCACUGCGUAACACCCUGCAGAUUUUAGAUUUAAAGUUAACUUUUUUAGCACAUACAUAAACCUCGACAUAAUGGAGUCCGUAAAAUCGGCACAUUAUAUAUUGAAGUUUCGUACUGAAACGCGACAUUUUAUGCAAGUAAGUAUACAGUUGCCAGCGAAUCUUUCUUUCAAGAAGGGGGUCGUAAAAUGUUCAAAAUUAUUGGGCAAUUGGGAGAAACUAAUUUCAGUAAGAAAAGAAAUUGUCAUUUUGCUGAAUGUGGGAUUCGGUGAUCAAAGAUACGGCGUUAUGCCGUGUCGAUGAUAUUUCCACGUCGGCAGUACGAAGCGAAGCGUGCAAAGCUUUCGCAUCCACUCAAUCACCACGGUUGAUAGUGUAGCCCACAGUGGGAUGACGCUAUUAUGAAGAGCGGAAGCAAAGAGAAGCUAACACUUUGUCUGCCUCUCACUUCAAUGCGUCUACGAAACUUGAGGUUACACGACAUCCAGCACUAAACGCCUAAAAAGACAGCGCACAUGAAGCCUCGGCUUGGCAAGCCUUUCCACCUGGCAUAGAUAAUCUCCAAGAUAAUGCGCACGGGCCACAUAUGCCUUCAGUCAUGCUGACAACCACAUGCACCCACAACCGUGCUCGAAGAGGCAUCAAGCCACCAUCCUUCUUGGCUCACCCUCGCACCCACAGCAUACGUCGUGUGAGGCAUAGUAGGACUUGGUGCUAAGACCGGAUGUUUAGGCAUUAAAAAAUGCUGUUUUAGAUGCCUGUGAAAGGCACUAAAGCCGUUAUUUAAAGGGACACUAUAAGCAAAUACUAAGUCAAGCUAAAGUGAUAGUGCUCGAGAAUCUCUAAGGCGCCAAUGUUAUCGCGAACAGAGCCUUAAUAAUAGAGAAAUCGAGCUAAAUGCAGGACAUGAUUAGAGACUCCCCCGGGACAUUCAAGCACUUGCCUGAUGAUGAAAGCACUCCUCAGUUAAAUUCUGUCACUAGUACUCAACUACUCCUUGCAAAAAACAUCCUCGCAUUGUAUUAUAAUAUGAAAUAAAAUGCUAGUUGUCCACUUCCAUUUCAUGUUUAGAAAAAACACAUUGAAAUUACCAUUGACAAUGAUGUGGGCGGUCGAAAGAUUUUGUUUUUGCUCGCUUCUGCACCGCCCACGCUUUCGCGUUUCAGUACUUUCCUGAUCGCGUAGUGCUGCGCAGGUUUUGCUGGCUCACGAAACUUGUUCAAACUACAAGUAGCAGAGAAUUCAACUUCUAUGUGAUGUCGCGGGAUGCCUGAGUGGUCUACGCCACUUGACCAAAAAGCAGCUGCAGCGGUGAUUCCGCCGCUCUUUCUUGGCUCGGUGCUGCCGUCUCUCGGGUGCCGUUUUAUUCACCGAUGGCAGCAAAGGGCGGUGAUGACGUAUGCAACGUCACCACUCUCCGGUUGGGUGGCGGGAGAUUUUAAUUUCGAAAAAGGCAUUCAGACCCUUCAAAUAAAAUUUGCUCGUAAACUAAGUCUUUUCUUGGCGUGAAACAGCCGUUGCAAGGUUUCUGGAAAGGUAAUUAAACAGUCCAGGUCGCAUUAAUAUUUGCCUUUAGUGUCCCUUUAAAGCAUAUAUAGGUACCAUAUAAUAUCUUUGAGUCAUCUAUAGGCUUAGUUAAAGGAACUCUAGCUGUGCAACUGAGGAUAAAUUCUUCGGAGCACAGUCUACAAAACCCUUGUUUUCUGAAAUUCACUUUAUUUUCUUGAUAAAGUAGAAUGAAGCAGUGUAGGCUACAAGAUUUAUUUGAAGUUUAGUGUGACUAGGCACCAUGCAGAAAGUUGUGAAAUUGUGGACAAACAUGCAGAAUCUCAAGAUUUUUGGGUUUCGUGUUGAGCCUUUCUGUAUUGAAUAUUGAUUUGUAUGCAGAUAAGGAAGACUCGGCAACCACCGAAGUUAGGGGCACAUAUUUGUACUUUGGCUUGUUUGAUGGCCUUCCAGAAUUCCACAAUGUCUGCCAGUCAGAACCUUUGAUAACUCUGUCAGCAACAGGUUCAUUGGGAACAGUGGCGGCCCUUUCUUAAACGUCCAGAAUGUGGCUCCACAUUCUGGGUCAGAGUUGUGCUGGGCAUUCAAGUUUCUCAGUGAUGUAGGCUAAUAACAUGAAGUGAGCGCACAAGUGUGCUUAGCCUCCUUCUAGUGCAUUGUACAGUUUGAGCCCUUCUCACAGCGAGGCUUUUGUCUGCUACAAAGCUGUUAAUAAUGGGCACAGGCAAAGUGUUUCUGGUAACAGUCCACUGCCUUCAGCCAAGGUCCCAGGAGGGUGAUCACAUUAUAAACAAUAAGGAUAGUACAAAACAGAAGAAGGCAUUUUUAGGCUCUGAUAAUUCAAUAUAGGCACUAAUAUUGAAAUAGGCUUUAAGAGGCACAAUAAAAGUGUCGCUGAAAUGUUUCUGGGCCCAUAGUUCAUGCUUAUAUGGUAAAUAGGCAUGAUAAGGACGUAAGGGAAAAAUAAGCAUAUUGCCUAAAGUUCUGGUCUCCGUUUAUUGCACUUGGACUUUAUUAAUAAAGGGAAAUGAGACAUCCACCCAAUCGUCCUGGAAAGGCGGUGGUCCCGGGUUCUAGUCCCGGACCAGGACGAAUUUUUCCUAAACUGCGAGGCUUUUCUUUCGAGGAACCCAGAUGGGUUUCCUUUGUAGCAAUUGCUACGAUUGGGUGGAUGUCUCAUUUCCCUUUAUUAGUUACUUCCCUCCACCUUGCGGGUUUCCGCAGAACUAUUACGUCAAACACUUGCACUUUAUAUGGAGCAUGUUGGUGAGAGGGCUUUGCACUUAGCACUAGUACCGCUACUCGUGUGUAUCAGGCGCUGCUCCAUUUUGACGGCCACUCUCUGCCGGGGCGCAUGUGAUUUGAAAGAUGCGUUCACAAGUAGCUGCAUGUAAUUCAGCCAUUUGACCAGCUGUGGGUUUAGCGUAUGUAUAUAUAUUAACCCCUUCGCUUCUGCCCGUGUGGUUCUUUGCCACACCUGGUGGUCCGCAGCACAUUUACCUGCUUCAUCGAGCAUGUACCACAUUGUAAGAAAAUUGCUCUAAAAUCUGCUACAGCAUUUACAAAAUGUCUUAUUUAUUUUGUUCACAAAAGGCUUCCGCAUCAGAUGCAGUGAAAAAAAAAAAAUCAAGAAAAAUUUCAAGCGUGCUGAAACGUGAUGUGCACUUUUGAGUUUCUUGCACCCAGAACGCCUCUUAGACUUUGGAACUUGGCCUUCGAAAGCAUUCAAUAGUUCUGCUUUGCAGUUUUCAGUGGUAUGUGCUGAAAGAAAUGCAUCCGCUCGGAAGCCUUUCCGCUUUCUUCAAGUGAGGUACUCUGGUUACAACGGCUACCGCAACAGAAUGGAGUAAGGCGAGCCGGAAGCUUUGCAUUGUUUUACAGAAUACUCCUGCUGAAAGUGUAGACAAGUAGGACGAUCCAGUGCGCGAAGCCCAAUACAAGUAGACAAUAACCUGCAAUGUGCUGCCAUCUAUAAAAAAUAGCCAGAAUCAGCCGUUCUUUGAGCGACUGGUGAAUCACUGGUCCACGACCUACUGUAUAUAUAUAUAUAUAUACAAUAGAUCGUGCACUGGUCACUUCAACGUUGGCCUUGGCAAUCGUGGCUGGUGUAUCAGCGGUUGUAGAAGUGAAUGGGUUAAUGUUUUUUAUUAACGUUUGCUGACAAAAAUAUUGCAUAAGCCAAGAAAAAGGUGCUGCCGUACAAUCCUUCCCCAUUCCGAAAUAGUGAAAUGAGACAUUACUACACUCUGCCUCGAGUUGGCCUUCAAAAAGUCAGGUUCAUCAUCUUCAUAGGCAUGUGAUGGCAAAGUUCCAUAGGUAAUUGGUAACGUCGGUUCAUCUAAGGAAGUCAAAGGUACAAGCAGUGCAGCAACUACAAGAAUCCUCAGAACUUCAGUGGUUCCAUAUCUUUAUAAGGCUGCCCAUAAUUUCAAGAAGGUGGCAGACUGGCAUUAUUUACGUUCUGCUUUCACUGCCCCUGUCAAGCUCGCUUGCCUCUGCUUUUGAACCACUCGAGAGAGAGCAGAUCAGCAAGGUUGCGGAAGAAAUAUGCAAGUUAUUGCAAGCGUUCAGUAUAAUAAUAAAAAAGAAACUGACUGUAUAAUUAAUAUUUUGCUUCUGUUGUAGCAAUCUCAAAGAGGAUUUUUCGAUUGCUGGUUAUCUCAAAUGUUGCGAUUUGUCUUGCGCUCAUGCAUCUCCGAUUCCCUAUGUCAGCUUGUUCAUGGGUAUGCACCUUCAACGAAUCAGUUGGAAAUGCUGCCAGUGUUGUUGUCAAUGUAUAUAUAAAGUGAAACUUUCUUUGCCUCAAAUGCCUCAUACGCCAAUAUAUGAAAGCCUCUAACCCUACAGCUAGAAUAGAACUGGCAGAAUUUUCCAAGUUAAUCAACAAGCAUAAGGCAGCUGACAUAAGGAAGUAUAAUAUGGAUAGAAUUGAACAUGCUCUCAGAAACGGAGGAAGCCUAAAAGCAGUGAAGAGAAAACUAGGAAUAGGCAAGAAUCAGAUGUAUGAGUUAAGAGACAAAGCCGGCAAUAUCAUUACUAAUAUGGAUGAGAUAGUUCAAGUGGCUGACGAGUUUUAUAGAGAUUCAUACAGUACCAGUGGCACCCACGACGAUAUUGGAAGAGAGAAUAGUCUAGAGAAGGGGUAGAACCAGCGCAGUCACGAAGGAGUGAAUAACAGCCUUGGCACUCUUCGCUCGCAGCGCUCGUAUAUGGGGGGGAAGGGCAGUAGAGGAAAAAAGAGAUGCCAAGAAGGCAAGGUAACACUAGUACUAGAUACAGCAGCAGCUGUGGACAAACUGAAUAAAUUUAAAUUUAAGGUAUGCUAUGGUAUGUUACUGCCAUUUCUGAAAAAUAGUCACCGGGCAAAUUUGCCGAGCGCACAACUGGUGCAGGGAGUGCAGACAUAAAGCCUCAAAGCACUGCAGCAUUUAAACGACAUUACGGAAGCGCCCGUUUAUCAAAUCAACACUUCUGUACCCGUCACAGUAUUCUUGUGGCCAUUGCUCAAGGUGAUGGGUUUGAGGCCAACCACAGCAGCCGCAUUUCAGUGGGGGCAAAAAUGCAAGAACACUUGUGUACUCAGAUUUAGGUGCACGUUAGAGAAUCUUGGGUAAUGAAUAAUCGGAUUGAGGACUUGGCACUUAAAACCCAUAAUUUAAUGAAAGUUUAACACAUCUGCUACGAUGCGUUGUGCCAUGUGAGGGUAUGACAGGGCUAACCAUCUCGCAGGCUGUGAACAGUGGUGCACAACAACACCUCAAGCGAGCGUGUCUCGCUGUGUAUUCUGUGUACUACAUAGACAAACACAAGUGGUUCACGGAAGUAAUGUUUAAUACUAACUUACCACUCUAGGAUUGCACUAAACGCUGAUGAACAUAAACAUUCGACAAACAUCACCGCCAAUCAUCGUCUCUGUACACAAACGGCACAGGAAGGUUUUCUUACAUUGAUUCCCAUAGUGCGUGGGAUCCACAUAAUCUUUUUGUGUUUGUUGUUUUAGUGGCAAAUAUGCAUUUUAGCAAGCAGAAACUAUGCUGAGAAACAGUUCUUCUGAAACAAGUUUUUACUUGACUUCACCUCGGGCUAUGCAUACUUCUUAUACUGGUUGAAACGCCCAAGUAAUGCACCCAAACUGAAUAUUGUCACUUUGUAGUUAUGCUGAAGAACAAGACAGUACCAAAAUAUGAUUAACAAACUUAACACUUUAGUGAACCUGUACCCAAGAAAAUGAAUUACACUCUAAGCACAACAAUAGCAGCAAGCACAGUCUGUGAUCAUUGAAAAUCUAACCUGCAGAUCGAGUGCAACGGUUAUUUAUACACAACUUGUUGGAGGUUCCAGCAUAAACCCCGGUGCUUGUGUGCCGGUCAGAAUUUACAGCACUAUUUGUGACUGCAUGUACAGUUAAAACUCGAUCUGACAAAACCCAAUUUUACAAAGUUCACAAUCUAACAAAGAAAUUUCCAUUCCCUGGCAGGUACCCAUAGGGUUCAAUGUUGUCAUCUACCCGAAUUAACGAAACUAAUUGGCCACCAAACUAGAUCUAACAAAGCUUUUCCUGAAAUAAAUGUGUAAAAAAAGCAGGGAUUUCUUUCUAGUUGUGACACAGAUGGGUUUUUCUUUGAGCGUACACUCUAAUGCUAUUGCGUUAAAAACAUCUAGGUGCCCUAGUCACGGCCCUACCUUUAUUUUGGUGAGGCUGCACGCCACGUCCAUGCAUGGAACAACAGACUCUGUAGUUGCUGGUGCACUUAUGUACCAGACGGUGCUAGGGGUGACGGUGAUUGCUUUUGUUAUUUCAUGGUUUAUGCAACAGAUGGCAUUAAUUGUCUCCUCGCAACUUCCUCCCAAGCGAGGAAGCCCAUAAAGAGGGAGCACUGCCUUGCUUGAGAGGAAUCCAUUUAUCCAUUAUAAUGUGAAGCGAUGCCAUAAACAAACGAGACACAACUUAUAAACGCAUAUGCCAAUAGGGCUUUAUUCAUUGUUUCUGCGAAUUGCCACCACAAAAUGAAGUGAAAAUCCGAGUACCGAAACCUUUGUUGCUGUUGGCGAGAGCAGCAGUGUCCUUUAUGACAUCCACCAAGGUUAUGCAGCACUGCUGAAAUACCUGUUACACAAUCGAACUCAACAAAGCUGAUUGCCCAGUGACCCACCGCAUGACUUCGAAAGACCGCUAGUUUGACGCGCCUGCACAACAAUUCCAAUGGUCUUGUUCACUGUUCUUCUUAUGAAAACAAAAUUGUUAUUUCCGUGUCACGAACCUGAACCGUCAGGCACAUUUUGUGGCCAUAAAUUAAAGAAAACAACCAAUAAAUUCGUUAUAUUCGUGCAAAUAUAUGUAGCAUGUGCUAUUUCAAUUUAAAAAUGCACUUGAAUGCUUUGCUGGCAUGGUGACGUGACAUUAAAAGAAUGUAUUUUAUUUUUAAAGGGACACUAAAGGCAAAUAAUUCAAGCUAAAGUGACAGAUAAUGCUCGAGGACGCCUCGUCAAUAUUAUCGUGAACAAUGUUUUAGUAAUCGAGAAACCGAGGUAAAUGCAGGUCAUGAUUUGAGACUUGCCUGGGGCAUUAAAGUAUGAGCCCGAUGGCGAAGGCACUCGUCAUUUUAUUUAUGCCGCCAGUGCUAAACUUCUUGUAAUAAAAAGAUAAUUGCGUUCCAUUAUAAGACUGAAGAAAAUGCUACUCGUCCAGUUCUACCCAAUGGUUGGAAAAAGUAACUCAUUGAUGACAACGAUGCGGUGGUCAAAAGGUUUCAUUUUCGCUAGAUCCUGAUUUGCCCGUGCCUUCGCGUUUCAGUAGUGUCAUUAUCACGUAGUGCUACGCUGGUUUUGCUGGCUCUUGAAACUCCCACAAAAUGCAAGUAGCUGAGAAUUCCAAGUCUGAUAUGCGGGAUGCCCGAACGGUCCAUGCCACUUUUACAAGCAGCUGCAGCAGUGAGUCCAACGCUCUGGUCUGGCUUGGUUGCUCCAUGGCUGUGCAUUUACAUUUUGCACGAAAAAAUGUAGUGCUAUCUGUCAGGCACCGUUUUACUGACAGAUGGCUGUUUCAUUCUAUCAAACUACUCCUGACAUGCUAGCGUUACCUCAAUGAAGACGACACUUAACUUGCCUGAACUUUCUUUCCGUCGUAGACGCUUCUGCCUUUAGCUAUUCCGUAAGAUCUACCACCACAACCCUUUGCUGAAAGAAUAGCUUAUAACCCAACCGUCAUACAUAUCAUCUCGCUCUGAUCACAGUUUCAAAGUUGGUGUGCCGUCUUCACAUACUAAACUUUGUAGUAAUGCAUUCAUCCCUAGCACAAGCAAAGAUUGGAACCACCUUCCCGCCACCGUUGCAGCCAUCCUGGAUACCGACACCUUCAAAACCAGCAUCCAUGAAACGCCAUGUUAAAUAUGUCUUUGUUUUGUUAUGUUCACCCACUCCUUUCUGUAGUGCCUUUGGGCCUUGAAAGUAUCUUAAAUAAAUAAAUAAAUAACUAAAUAAAUAAAUAAAUAAAUAAAUAAAAGGGUGGAGAUAGCAUAUGCAAGAUCACCACUCCUGCUCAGGGGUGGGCGAUUUGAAUUUUGCCAAAGGUAUCCGCACGCUUUAGACACAUUUUUUAUUAAACGAAGCCUUUUCUUGGAAACAAGCGCUGCAACGUUUAUCCAAUGGUAGUUUAAUAUUAAGUCAACACUUAAUACUUGCAUUUGGUGUUCCUUUAAGCUAGAGUAUAAAAUUGAUGGAUCUCCUGGCAGCUUUCCCUAGGAGCUGGCACAUGUAGUGUCAUCAGACAGGCAAUGACAAUCGUUGCUGCUGUCGAAGAACACCUCAGGAGGCCAAGACAUGUCCGAAGUGCUUGGGCGCUCUGCAGUGAAAGUAGAUUAGUCUUGCAUGUUUUGGACAAAACAGGAAGACUGUAUCGAAAAAAUCCGAAAAGAAGAGCCGUGUAUAGCUGCAACAUGGAGCGCACGGAUGGUCCUCACAAUUUUCCUGCUACAAAUUUGGGCAUAUUCACAGUACAAAUUAGCUUUUUCUUCAUGUAUAAGACGUGGACUCCAGGUGAAGACAUGAUCUACAAUAAUGCCUAAGAACCUGUGAGCUUUCUUGUACGCGAUAGACUGGCCCUCGACAGACUGGCCCCGACAGGCAGCUGCUGCUGUAUCCACAGCCUUCGAAUUAAAAUCUUGCUUUUCAUUUUUCACAUGUUGAGGUUAAAUGUCUGAGCAUAAACUUGUUACCCUUAAGGAAACUUGUCUGUAGCUGUAUGUCCUGCAUUUUGAGAUGCCACAAGUAAUAGACAUCUGCAGCAGAAGAAGUAGAUUCCUGACCUGUUGAAUCGGGCGACAAAGGACCUGUGCUCAUCACCAGUGAUAUUGUGUAACAUAGUUAUGGUCAUUGAUUUUCAGAUACAUUCAAGCAACAUAUGGGGAAUGAACUUUUUACCUUGUCCUUAUGUCAUAAUUCAUGCAUUUAUUAAAUCAGCUCUUGGUAUUAGCACAUCAACGGUCUCACUUUAAUGUGGCUUGGGACAAUGUUCUUCAGAGCAGUUUACAUUUCCAAGCCUUGAACGCAUGUUUUGAAAAGCACUUGCGGGACAUGAAGUCAUGCAAACCACAUGAUUUGUCCUAUUGACCAAUAGUAUGUAUAGAUGACUUUCACAUUUCACCUUAAAAAUAACUAAAGAACAAUAGGUUUUCUUCUUUCCUACAUUUUUGUAUGAGAAGUGCGUAUGCCAUGUCAGUGUUUUCUGCUUUUUCCCAUAUACAUUGUAACAAGCUGCCACAGAGCCAUUUACUAUGAUGUCAGAAAGUUGAUGUGUGAUUUCUUCUGAUUAAAAGAAUUGCAAGUA
Messenger RNA from Dermacentor andersoni, 17297 nucleotides. RefSeq names its product LMBR1-like protein (gene lili). Gene Ontology annotation, biological process: signal transduction. The record is from RefSeq and is a predicted model, not a curated record. Gene Ontology annotation, cellular component: plasma membrane. Lineage: Eukaryota; Metazoa; Arthropoda; Arachnida; Ixodida; Ixodidae. Gene Ontology annotation, molecular function: transmembrane signaling receptor activity.